AUGGUGGUGGGAAGCCUCCCAAUUAUCAUCUGGGGGCAGAAGUGUAUCACCCCAACUUUUUUGCAAGGCAGCUUGGCUGACCACAGCUUAUUUCACUCAAAUCCUACAGGAGCUGCAAUCGGGCUUCUUCUUGGAGGGACCUGGAUGACCUGGAGAAGCCCUAUUUUGACGCCUGCCGAUUUUGACGCCUGGUGGAAAGCUCGAUUUCGAAAUCUGGUAGUGCUUUUUGAUGGCUGGGAUGGCUGGGCCCUUCGUACAGGAGAGGAGACUCACAAGUUUAUGGUGCAGACCAUAAAGGACAUCAAUGCCCAAGCUCUGGAAGUUACUUCUGUCACAACUGCUGGGGACCUGGAGCUUCCUUCUGGAGAGGAAGAAGAAGAAGAAGAUCAAGCAGAACAGACUCCCGUUGAGGCCACUCCUUCGGUCAGAAGGAAAAGAAAGGAAACUGCUCAACCUGCGACUUCAACUGAAGAUCUUUCUCCUCCUCCUUCUAAGUCAAAAAGGCUUAGAAAGAGGACGGUGGUGGAAUAUGUGACCGCAGAAGGAACUGCUGCAGCUCCCAACGCCACUUCAGACACGGAUGAAGAACUGAGAGAGGCUUUUGAGGCUGUGGAGCAAGAGAAGGAGUUGGAAGAGCUGGAAGAAGUAGGAGAGGGGCCUCAGGAGAAGGCCAAGACAAUGGAAGAAGAGGAGGAAAUUCCUGCUGAGGCAGAACACUCUACUGCUAUUCCAGCGGCUGAGGAGCAGGCAGGACAGUCUGUGUCAGAACCUGUGGACCAGGCUGUGGUGGUUCCAGAACACUCUACUGCUGGAGCAGAAGUGGAUGCCUCUGCUCGUGAAGUUAUGUCUUUCCAGGUAGAAGUGUCCAGAUCUGUUGGUCCCCUGUCAGUGGUGACUAGCCCCUUGAAGCCCCCAAUUGUUGCUAUGCCUAUUCAUUCCCUUCCAGGUUCAUCUGCCACAACCUCCUUUGCUAAUCCAGAAUUGACACAGUUUGAAGCCAUGGACUUAGAUGCCCAACUAGACAGAUUGGAGAUGCUUAGCUCUCCUAUAGGUAAGGCAAAAUCCAAGGCAGUGGAGGAGGCUAUGGAGGGGCUGAAGAUCUGGCAGUCUAAUGAACUGGAGUUAGAUGAGGAUAGGGAAGCCAUUGACCAGCUGAUGAAGGAUCUGGACCUGCUGCACAGACCGAACAUGGCCCCUAAACCUAUACUCGAGAUGAGCCUUGGUCUGGCAAGGGAUGUGCUCAACCUUCACAACCGGUAUGAGGAUCUCAAGCCUACCUUCAAAACCUCUGAGUUCUGCAAGGCCACUCAUGAAGCCAACUUGGCUGAUUUUGCAAAGCAGAAGGCAGAACUGGACCAGAUAGUGGCGGGAUACAAGGAAGCCAAGGCAGACAAGCUGGAGAAGCUCGGGGCUGGACUGAGCUCCAAGACUAACGCUACCUUCCUUGUGCAGAGCAUGCUGCAGCUUCCAGGCCAGCCCUAG
Messenger RNA from Prunus armeniaca (apricot), 1482 nucleotides. NCBI's taxonomy places the organism in Eukaryota, Viridiplantae, Streptophyta, Magnoliopsida, Rosales, Rosaceae. The record is from the annotation of a GenBank genome assembly.